UUACCCACUUCAAGGACCUCACGAUCGAUGAUCAAGUUAUCUCAAGUCGGGAUUGCUAGAACUCAGAGGCCGGAGUUAGCAUACAUUGGAUGGCGGCUGACGGCUUGUCCAUGAGGAUGGCAAGUUCGGUUUUCCUUCACGAGAGCAAUGGCGAGGUAUAAAAUGGCCCCCUUUACGCCAUCGCUGAGCAAAGAACAGCAACAGUAUCGACACUUCUCAUCCUUCACUCAGAUCAACUUUCAUAAAUACAUCUCGUCUUUUCAAAUCACCACAUAGCUUUUUAUCACCAUCAACUUCACCAUGUCUGAAUUCUUCCAGCCUGCUCCGGAGCCACGCACCGAGCUCGGUCGGUACCGGAUCCUCUCGUCGACCGCGGGCAUCCGUGUGUCUCCUCUCCAGCUGGGUGCCAUGUCAAUCGGCGAUGCCUGGUCCGGGGUCAUGGGCUCAAUGAGCAAGGAAGACUCCUUCAAGCUACUGGACGCCUUUGUGGAAGCCGGAGGAAACUUCAUUGACACGGCAAACAAUUACCAAUACGAACAAUCCGAGACCUGGCUAGGCGAAUGGAUGGCUGAGCGGAAGAACCGGGACCAGCUCGUGUUGGCCACCAAAUUCACGACCGACUACAAGUCUUACGCCCUGGGCAAGGGCAACGCGCCCAACCACUGCGGAAACCACCGGCGAAGCCUGCACAUGAGCGUGCGCGACUCUCUGCGCAAACUCCAGACCGACUGGAUCGAUGUCCUGUACCUCCACUGGUGGGACCACUCGACCUCGAUCGAGGAGAUCAUGGACAGUCUGCAUAUCUUGGUUGAACAGGGCAAGGUGCUCUACCUGGGUAUCUCGGAUUCUCCCGCGUGGGUCGUCAGUGCGGCCAACUACUAUGCCCGCUCUCACGGGAAGACCCCCUUCAGCAUAUACCAGGGGCGGUGGAACGUCAUGCUGCGGGAUUUCGAGCGCGAGAUCAUCCCCAUGGCACGGCACUUCGGCAUGGCCCUGGCCCCCUGGGACGUGCUCGGCAGCGGCAAGUUCCAGACCAAGAAGGCGGUUGAGGAGCGUAAGCAGAAGGGAGAAGCGCUGCGGUCCAUGAUCGGAGGCAAGUGGCAGAGCGAGGAGGAGAUCCAGAUGAGCGAAGCCCUGGCCAAGGUCGCCGGCGAGCAUGGCAUCGAAUCAGUGACGGCCAUUGCGUUGGCCUAUGUCAUGGCCAAGGCCCCCAAUGUAUUCCCUCUGGUGGGUGGCCGCAAGGUCGAACACCUGUACGACAACAUCCAGGCGUUGAAGAUCAAGUUGACCCCGGAGCAAAUCGAGUACCUGGAGAGCGUGCGACCCCUCGAUGUGGGCUUCCCUAACAACUUCAUCGGGGUGGAUCCCAAGGUGACGGGGAAGACGAGCGGGUUGUUGGCAAGCAAUGCGCCGAUUGCGUGGGUGCAGUCCGCGAAGCCGAUCAGUCCGGCAUGAGAGGGUUCAUGAUGUGAUGAAGUAUCUAGUUUCUUGUUGUAUCUAUCUACUCUUUAAUUUCCAGUCUAAUUGCUAUACUAUUUGACACUAAUGCAAUAAUUAU
Molecule: messenger RNA, 1558 nt
Organism: Aspergillus heteromorphus CBS 117.55
Lineage: Eukaryota; Fungi; Ascomycota; Eurotiomycetes; Eurotiales; Aspergillaceae
Product: aldo/keto reductase
Exons: 1
Coding region: 301-1455 (384 amino acids)
Source: RefSeq, a predicted model, not a curated record